Molecule: messenger RNA, 981 nt
Organism: Candidula unifasciata
Lineage: Eukaryota; Metazoa; Mollusca; Gastropoda; Stylommatophora; Geomitridae
Source: the annotation of a GenBank genome assembly
AUGACGUCAACCGACCAGGUGGCGCCGGAGACGGCCAUCCUGGCAGAGUUUACCAAGUUUGAGCACGUGACCGUCGGGGUUCUUUACCUGCUGGCCUGUGUGGUAGGUUUGACCAGCAACCUCCUGACAGCCUGGACCUUCUACAAAGAGAGCCGACUGUUGAGUAUCAGCAAGCCCUGGCUGCACAUCCUCCUGUCGCUGGCCAACAUCGGGGUAGUGGCUGCCUCACCCUUCCCAGCAUCCUCCAGCUUCAGUGGCAGGUGGCUGUAUGGACAAGCGAUGUGCCAGUUGUACGCCUUUGAGGGAAUGUUCUUCGGUAUCGCCGCCAUUGGCGCAGUCAUCGCCCUGUGUGUGGAGCGCUACUACAUCGCCAACAGACUCUCGUCUGGCUCCAAAGAUGGCAGCGGCUGGUUCUACACCUGGUCCCUGAUACUUGUCGUGGGUAACGCUCUGUUCUGGGCCACCAUGCCUCUCCUGGGAUGGAGCCGGUACGCCAUCGAACUCACGGGAACAUCGUGCGCUAUCGACUGGGCGCACCCAGACCAGAGCUACAUCUCCUACAUGGCCACGCUGACCAUCUUCUCCUUCGUUGUCCCGCUGCUGGUGGCCUUGCUGUGUGUCCGCUCUGCUCACGUGACACCUGCCAGCCAAUCAGUCCCUGGGUCCAGCGAGUCCAGCCAAGGUCAAGGGCCGUCACAGGUGACAGAACACAGUCCUGGCUCUUUCACAGAGACCCAGCUACGAAUGAUGUGUUACAUCUUUGUACUCCUGGUGCUGAUUGGCUGGGGUCCGUUUGCCUUCCUGUGUACCACGGCCAUGUUUGGAGGCUCUAGCGGCAUGUCCAUGCUGGCCGCAUCCAUCCCUCCACUGACCUGCAAGCUGAUGGUCACCAUGUACCCCGUGGUGUACGCGGUUGUGUCCCCUCGCUUCCGCCACAGCUUCAUGUCCAGCCUCGGGCUUUCUGAUCGCAAGCAAGACUAG